Rhincodon typus (whale shark) is the source of this 933-nucleotide messenger RNA. Its product is annotated as 5'-AMP-activated protein kinase subunit gamma-1-like. Lineage: Eukaryota; Metazoa; Chordata; Chondrichthyes; Orectolobiformes; Rhincodontidae. The transcript has 11 exons. The record is from RefSeq and is a predicted model, not a curated record. Bases 16 to 933 code for a protein of 305 amino acids.
AACAGCUCUAUCUAUAUGAAUUUUAUGAAAGCACAUCAGUGCUAUGAUGUGAUCCCAACCAGUUCUAAGCUCGUCGUGUUUGAUACAACUUUGCAGGUAAAGAAAGCGUUCUUGGCGCUGGUCGCAAACGGUGUUAGAGCAGCUCCACUCUGGAACAGUAAGGAGCAGUGCUUCGUUGGUAUGCUAACAAUUACUGACUUCAUCAAUAUCUUACACAGAUAUUACACCUCCCCAAUGGUGCAGAUUUAUGAACUGGAGAAACAUAGGAUUGAGACUUGGAGAGAGAUUUAUUUGCAAGAUUCCUUUAAGAAACUGGUCAGUAUCUCCCCAAAUGACAGCCUAUUUGAUGCAGUUUACUCUCUAAUUCAGAAUAAAAUUCAUCGGCUUCCAGUCAUUGACCCUGUAUCUGGGAAUGUUCUCUAUAUCGUGACACACAAACGCAUCCUGAAGUACUUCUACCUCUUUGCCUCAAAGCUGCCCAAGCCGAGCUUUAUGAAGAAGACAUUACAAGAGCUUGCAAUUGGGACGUACGAGGAUAUAGCCGUGAUAGAGGAGACAUCAUCAGUUUAUGAAGCACUUGGGAUCUUUGUGGCGCGAAGAGUGUCUGCUCUUCCGGUGGUGAACAAGCUGGGUAAAGUUGUGAAUCUCUACUCACGAUUUGAUGCUAUAAAUCUCGCUGCACAGAAAACUUACAAUAACUUGGAUGUCAGUGUGAAGGAGUCACUACAGCAGCGAUGGCAUUGCUUUGAAAAUGUCCUCAAAUGUUAUGCACACGAGACACUGGAAGUCAUUAUUGAGCGUCUUGUCAAACAUGAGGUUCACCGAUUGGUAUUCGUAAAUGAGGAAGAUGUUGUGCAAGGGAUUGUCUCACUGUCUGAUAUGCUCCAAGCACUGGUCUUGUCUCCAGCAGGUAUAAAUGCUCUUGACUCCUGA